AAGUAAACAACUGAACCCUCCACCAAUCAGAGCCACCCGCUACGGCUGACCAAUCCGAGCAAGCCUCGGGGACGACCAAUCAGCGUCCCGCUGCCCGCAGCUCUCCACCUAUCACGACACCGAGGAGGCGGGCUCCCUCCUUCCCCCAACGCGAGGGCGCGGCGGCGUGACUGACAGCUCGGGCGCCCAAUGAGCGCCGCGCCAACAUGGCGGCGCCCGGCCCGUGACGGGACGGCGGCGGCGAUGUCGGGCCGCGGCGUGUGGCUGCGGGCGAGGGCGCGGCUGCGGCGCUUCCCGGCGCUGCUGGGGGACUGCGGGGAGCAGGCCGCCGCCUACGGGCGCUGCGUGGCCGCGGCCUCGGCGGGCGGCGGGGAGGUGCGGCGGGACGGCUGCCUGCGGGAGUUCCGGGCGCUGCGGGACUGCUUCGCCCGCGCGGCGGCGGCGGCGGCGAGAACGUAACGGCGGCGAGAGAGGUGACAAUCGCGACAUGACGAUAGUCACGACGCCGACACGACAUGACGAUAGUCACGACCCCGCCCAAGGCACGCCGAUUAAUUUAAAAAAAUAAAGAUUCGGGUAAAAAUG
This is a messenger RNA of Cygnus atratus (black swan), 585 nucleotides long. It is a transcript of the gene NDUFAF8, whose product is annotated as NADH:ubiquinone oxidoreductase complex assembly factor 8. NCBI's taxonomy places the organism in Eukaryota, Metazoa, Chordata, Aves, Anseriformes, Anatidae. The coding region runs from base 190 to 459 and encodes 89 amino acids. The record is from RefSeq and is a predicted model, not a curated record. Gene Ontology annotation, biological process: mitochondrial respiratory chain complex I assembly. The transcript has 4 exons. Gene Ontology annotation, cellular component: mitochondrion.